AUGGGACUUUUCGAUAUAAUGUCCGCUUCGGAGCCACAGCUGAGCCAAGGAUUGCCGCAACCGAUGGCCACCGGAUCGGCGCCGCAGACCAUCACUGGUGGCGAUCAGUUGUCGCUGUCGUCGGCCGACAAGCAAUCGGUGCCACUAAUGAUGGAAGCGAUGGAACCGAUGGGCGAAUUGGACGGCGCUAUCAAUAGUCUGGCCGUCUCUGCGAAAUACAAUUUAACCCAAUUAUCGCCGAAACAACUGCUUCUGAGUCGAUGGCAAGUCAUGAAGAGUUGGGGAAUGUUUGCCGACACCAACCGAAUGCUGUUCCCGACGGCUAUCAACCAAUGGUCGCGACGACUGGUGAAGAAUUUGCAAUACUUUCAAAGCAAUUAUAUGUGUCUUUUCAUCAUUUUGUUCAUCUAUUGUGUGCUCACAUCACCGCUACUUCUGCUGGCGUUGUCCGCGUCGGUCGGCGGCGCCUAUAUCUUGACCCUCAAGAACGCCGAGAGACCGCUCAAGUUCUUCGGCCGACGGCUGACGUUAGGCCAGCAGUACUUGUGUCUGGCGGUGGCGUCUCUGCCCCUGUUCUAUGUGGUGGGCGCGGGUGCGGCCGUCUUCUGGGUUAUGGGCGCCUCACUCUUUGUGGUCGGUCUUCACGCCUCCAUCUAUGCUAUCGAAGCCGUCGACGACUCCAUCGAUGGCCAGCCCUUUGCUUUCAAUGUGCAAAGUGUUUGACUUUUACGCACCACUUGUUAUCCCUAUUAACCUAAUUGAACACCAAAUUUGAUCCCAAAAUCUCAACGCUAUUUGAACUACAAUUUUAAUAUAAUAUAAUACGAAAUGUUUGCUAUGUUUUUAAAUUAUUUAACUUUUAAAUUAAUUAUUUAAUAUUUUUGAUGUAAAUGUUAAUAAAAAAACUGAAUAAAAUUUUAUAUACAGUAUAUUUGCAGUUGAAA
Molecule: messenger RNA, 944 nt
Organism: Medioppia subpectinata
Lineage: Eukaryota; Metazoa; Arthropoda; Arachnida; Sarcoptiformes; Oppiidae
Source: the annotation of a GenBank genome assembly